Hemisphaericaspora subhashii is the source of this 891-nucleotide messenger RNA. RefSeq lists its product as uncharacterized. Lineage: Eukaryota; Fungi; Ascomycota; Pichiomycetes; Serinales; Debaryomycetaceae. The record is from RefSeq and is a predicted model, not a curated record. Bases 1 to 891 code for a protein of 296 amino acids. The transcript has a single exon. Gene Ontology annotation, cellular component: nuclear membrane; nuclear envelope. Gene Ontology annotation, biological process: nuclear envelope organization; lipid homeostasis.
AUGCCAUUCAAUCAAAAAGAUAAUAAUCAAAAGCAUGAAGAAUUACGUUUGUUACCUCCAGUGGAAAUUUCUCGUCAAACAACCAAUGAAGAAUCUAUAAUUGAACAAUCCCAUCCAGAAUCGGAAUCAACAAAAGAUGAGACUGGUGAGAUUGAUAAUCCUGUAAAUUGUGAAUUUCCAUCAUCUUCAUCUAAUCAAAUUGUUCAUUCUGAGAAGUCAGGAUCUAUACCGAGACAAUCUUUCAAAAACAAUGAUGCACAAAUACAUAAUGGAUAUUCAAUUCUUUUCGAUCCAAUGAUUCCCUAUACAUUGGCAUUAUAUCUCCAAUUACUCGUCAAUAUAAUAAUCGUCUCAAUAAUCCUAUAUCUAAUCUAUAUAUUCAUGAAAACAAUCCAAUCGGACAUCAAUCACAAACUUGAACUUCACACAAUGGAAGCAAUCCAUGAAAUAUCCCAAUGUUCAACCCAGUAUAUUCGGAAUAGAUGUAAUCAACAAGAACGAGUCCCAGCAAUUGAAAAAGAAUGUUUAAUAUUAGAAAAAUGUCAAAAUCGAGAUCCGGGACAAUUAGCAAAAUCAAAAAUUACCGCUGAAACAUUUGCAGAAAUUAUUAAUGGGUUUUUAAAUGGUAUAAGUUGGAAAUCUUUAUUAUUGACUAAUGGUUUGAUUUGGGGUGGAUUGGUGGUUCUGAAUGUUGUGUUUGGGAAUUAUCGAUCUUCUUCUGUGAAUGUGGUUGAGGUUCUGCUGGUGGAGAGGAAAUUGAAGGUGUUGGAAGAUAGAAUACGACAACAGGAGGAAGUUAUUAGGAGGUAUGAAUUGUUGGAGAAGGAGGAGAGUAAGGAUCUAAUUGAUUCUUCUCCUGUAAGAGGUGUAAGUGGGUAUAGACGUUUAUAA